This is a messenger RNA of Eurytemora carolleeae, 1043 nucleotides long. RefSeq lists its product as uncharacterized. NCBI's taxonomy places the organism in Eukaryota, Metazoa, Arthropoda, Copepoda, Calanoida, Temoridae. The record is from RefSeq and is a predicted model, not a curated record. The coding region runs from base 1 to 780 and encodes 259 amino acids. The transcript has 8 exons. Gene Ontology annotation, cellular component: chitin-based extracellular matrix. Gene Ontology annotation, molecular function: structural constituent of chitin-based larval cuticle.
AUGUUGUUGAGAUUAGCCUUACUAACGGACACACAUAUUUGCAGACCAGUAAACAGACCUAAAGAAGUGUUUUCAAGUCUUAGACUGAACUCAGAUGGUCCCCAAAGGUUUGCGCUAGCCGGGCAAACAUUUGGACCCUACCAAAGGGAGGCGCAGUCAAUUAUUGGAAACAGGCGAUUUGAACUUCCUGGCAAGCCUACCCAACUUGAAUUUGAAGCCCCUGCAAAACCUGAAUCCCAAGCUACUAAUAAAGAGCAAAGAUUUUCUUCAAAUCUAGAGCAAGAAACAAGACGAUCUGAUUCUAAUGUCGCAGAGAGAUUUUAUAACAGUAAAGAACAAGAUAAAGUUUAUGAAAGAAGUGCACAACAAGAUACUGGAAGUGACCUUCUAGAAGGUGAAAGCUUCCAACCUGCCUACACCCCCUACAGUCCUCCUGCAGCAGCAUAUGAUGCUGGCUAUGCUCCCCCAGAACAGAAGAGCAUCCAAGAUGCUGUAGCAGCAGGAGCAGCAGCAUAUAAUGGGGCUGCAUAUGAGGAACCAAAGAGACUGUCCUUCCAAAUCCAUGGGCAAGAGGGACCUAACUCUUAUAGAUUUGGAUACGAUACUGGAGAGGGAUAUAACAGACAGUUCAGAUAUGAGGAGAGAGAUAACUAUGGAGUUCUUCAUGGAAGGUAUGGCUACUAUGAUCAAGAGGGAAAGCUCCAGAUAGUUAACUACACAGCUGAUCCGGAAGCUGGUUUCCACGCUGAAGGCGACCAUGUGCCUAAACCGGAAUAUUAAUUUCAAGAUCUCACCGCUAGAUUGCAAGCUAGUCAAGCUUUAAGUCAGUCCUACAAAGCUAUUAAAUCAGUGCAAUUUUAAAUUUCAUCAAAGAAACAAACCUUGAUUAUUCAUGUAUUUAUGUUGUAUGUCCAGUUAGGACAACAUUUUAUUGUAUUCUGUAGCAGAAAUCUCAUCGAAACUUUUCAAAAUGUUUCAUUUAAACUUCACACCAAUUAUUGUAUCUUAUUCUUUUACUUAAUAAAUAUUCAUUUUUAUUUAAA